Messenger RNA from Heteronotia binoei (common prickly gecko), 1839 nucleotides. RefSeq names its product putative DBH-like monooxygenase protein 2. The record is from RefSeq and is a predicted model, not a curated record. Gene Ontology annotation, biological process: norepinephrine biosynthetic process; dopamine catabolic process; octopamine biosynthetic process. Gene Ontology annotation, molecular function: copper ion binding; dopamine beta-monooxygenase activity. Lineage: Eukaryota; Metazoa; Chordata; Lepidosauria; Squamata; Gekkonidae. Bases 1 to 1839 code for a protein of 612 amino acids. The transcript is spliced from 13 exons. Gene Ontology annotation, cellular component: secretory granule membrane.
AUGAGCCACCCAUGUAUGAAAAGCCUCCUUUUCCUCCUGUCAACCUUGUGCCUUUGUUCCAGCCAUUCCACCUCUCGUCCGUUGCGUUUCUCAGCGUACCUGGACCCCAAGCAGCAGUUCUACCUGCGAUGGGAUCACGACUCCAAAGAGAUGAUGACCUUUGAACUUCAUGUCCAGUCAACCGGAUGGGUGGCGUUCGGCUUCACCACUCAUGGAGAGCUGCCGGGGGCAGAUGUUGUGAUCGGCGGAGUCCUUCCCGAUGGCAACUUGUAUUUCUCAGACUGGCAUGUUGUGGAUGAGAAAACCAUUGUGGAGGAUGAAAGUCAGGACUAUAAAGUGCUGGCAAUAACCGAAGAUGAGACUUCCACCACCAUAACCUUCUGGCGUAAUUUCCAGACGUGUGAUCCUCAUGACCAGCCUAUCACGGGCGAUACACUACGAUUGAUUUCUGCUUUUGGUCCAGAUGACACGAUUGAUUUCUUCAGCGGCAAGAUCAUCAAAAAAUCUCUGUACUUAAUGUUAUAUUUAAAUGAAGCGGAGUUACAUUCACCUAGUGUCUUCCAUAUAUAUGAUCUCAAACUAGACGACUUCCCCAUUCCAGAGGAUGAUACCACCUAUGCCUGUACUUUCAUCCCACUGCCCAUAGUCAAGACAAAACAUCACAUCUACAAGUUUGAAGCCAUAAUCACGCCACGGAACGAAACCAUGGUGCAUCACAUCCUGGUUUAUGCCUGCAGCAAUGCAAGUGUGCUGCCCCAUGGGGUGAGCGACUGCUAUGGAGCAGAUCCUGAUUUUGCCCUCUGCUCCCAAAUCCUCGUGGGCUGGGCAGUCGGAGGAGGGUCCUACAUGUUCCCAGAUGAAACUGGAAUCUCCAUAGGGACCCCACGGGAUCCCCAGUGGAUCCGAUUAGAAGUCCACUACAGCAAUUUCGAUUUAAUUCCAGACUUAAUCGACAAUUCAGGGAUAAGACUCUACUAUACUCCGGAGCUGCGUCCAUACGACAUGGGGGUGCUCCAGACGGGUCUCUUCACCUUUCCCAUCCAUUUCCUUCCCCCAGGAGUAGAUGCUUUCAACUCCUAUGGACUCUGCAAUUCCAGUCAGUUUGAGGAGUUGAAUGGGACCCCCGUGCCUGAUAUGUACGUCUUUGGUUACCUGCUCCACACUCACUUGGCUGGACGAGGAGUGAGAGGUGUCCAGUACCGGGACGGAAAGCAGUUACGAAUCCUCUGUGAAGAUAAUAAGUACGAUUUCAACCUUCAGGAGACAAGAGGCUUGAAGGAAGUCGUCACUCUCAAAGCGGGGGAUGAGUUCCUGGUGGAAUGCCGCUAUGAAACACUCGAUCGGACAAGUCUGACAUUUGGCGGGCCGAGUACUCUGAACGAAAUGUGCCUGGCCUUCCUCUUCUAUUACCCUCGCAACAACAUCUCCAGCUGCAUGGGAUACCCAAACAUUCAAUAUGUCGCCCAUGCACUUGGCCAGCCAGCUGCAGAUGCUAUGGAAGGGAUGAUGGCCAUUAACAUGGUCGACUGGAACAACGAAACCGCCAAACAAGCAGAGAAGGCCUGCAAGGAAGCCGAUCAGAUCGUCGUCAUUAAAACAAUUGAUGAGGUGGUUGUUAAUGAAACUGGCUUCAUCCGAGAUAUCGAAUCUGGGCCAAUGCCCUGCAAAAAUAGUAUCCAAAAUGAGUCGUCAGCAGAGCCAGAAGGACAAGCCAAGUUCCAGGCAGCUGUCACAUCCAGCAGCACUCUCAGCACCAAGGCCGUCCUGCCGUUUCCUGCCCUGCUUUUCAUACACUUGGGCUUUCCUUGGCUCCUCACUUUCUUCCUGCGUGUGCUCUGA